Anisakis simplex (herring worm) is the source of this 216-nucleotide messenger RNA. Lineage: Eukaryota; Metazoa; Nematoda; Chromadorea; Rhabditida; Anisakidae. The record is from the annotation of a GenBank genome assembly.
AUGGAUCUGCGCUCAACGGUCGUCACCGCAGCACUUACUUGGACUGGUGAAACGUUUGAGAAAAACGUACAAAUACGAAUCGAUGCGAAUGGCCAGAUAGUGGAUAUUGGCAAAGAAAUUGUCAACUCAAACGAAACACUCACUGAUUUGGGAUCAAAGGUGUGGGAAGUUUCAUUCAUUUCAUUGGAUCUGAAUUACGUUUCCACCUCAGCUUGA